Messenger RNA from Pundamilia nyererei, 3266 nucleotides. It is a transcript of the gene ikbkg, whose product is annotated as inhibitor of nuclear factor kappa B kinase regulatory subunit gamma. Gene Ontology annotation, cellular component: nucleus; IkappaB kinase complex; cytoplasm. The transcript has 16 exons. The record is from RefSeq and is a predicted model, not a curated record. NCBI's taxonomy places the organism in Eukaryota, Metazoa, Chordata, Actinopteri, Cichliformes, Cichlidae. Bases 362 to 2227 code for a protein of 621 amino acids. Gene Ontology annotation, biological process: positive regulation of canonical NF-kappaB signal transduction. Gene Ontology annotation, molecular function: K63-linked polyubiquitin modification-dependent protein binding.
CUCUCAUUUCCUGCGCGAACAACACUCGCUUCAGCUUUAACAGAUAGCUCAGCCCAUGUCAAACACGUUCAGUCCGUUGGAAUAAUAUUACAAACCAGGUACAAUAUCUUUCUGAAGACAGACAGCUCGUUAAUGUAGUUCUAGUUUAAUGUCAGUCAACAAGUGCCUAAGUUUACUUUGUUGUCUUUUUGGUUUGUUAUCCUAGCUAGCUCAUUAGCUAAGUCGCUAGCUGUUUAGCGCCAGCUCCCAGCUCCCCGACGCUGGUUUAAUUGCGUUAAAUACCCUUACUAACAGUUUGUAUGUGACUGACAGCUGUGUUGUCUGAUACUCUACGCGACCGGAGUGAAAAAGAAGAUUGGUGAUGGUGCAGCCACAACCCGAUGGCCCCAUGCAGUGGGAGAUGUCCGGAGAAGAGAGUGGAGGGACCCUGAGGGUCCCACCAGAGCUUGCAGCCAAUGAAGUGGUGACCAGAUUGUUGAGUGACAACCAGCAGCUUAGAGAGGCGCUGCGGCGGAGCAACCUGGCCUUGCGUCAGCGCUGUGAGGAGAUGGAGGGAUGGCAACGAAGGACAAAAGAGGAACGAGAGUUUCUCAGCUGUCGCUUCCAAGAAGCAAGGUCCCUGGUGGAGAGGCUGGCCCAGGAGAACCACUCCUUACAGAGCAUGGUGAACGGACCUGGCUCCUCCAACACCUCGUCUAAUCACUGCUGCAGCUCCAGCCAGACUGAAAACCCGCAGCUACGGACAGCCAGGAAUGGACCAGUGGACGGACCACAGACUCUAGAUCAGCGAGAAAAGAAGAGAGUCGAAGAUACAGAGCAAUGCACACAGACAUCACCGCCUCGCAGCCUGGAUAACACAAGUGUGCAUAGCUCAUUGAGUUACGCACAAUCCUCUCCCCCCAUAUCAUUUUCAGAUGAACUGGGAGAUAUAAUGGGCAAUGACAAUAGCCAGCCUGUGGAAGGUGCAAACGAGUUCCUGCAGCUGCUGAAGAGCCACAAAGAGAAACUGGAGGAAGGGAUGCGAGAGCUGAGAAGGAAAAAUGAGGAGCUAGAGAAGCAGAGGGACGAGGGAGAGAAAGAGAAGGAGCGAAUGCUUCACUGCAUAGACCAGCUCCGGGGUAAACUGGCCCAGGCACAGACGAACAAUGUUACUGAGGAGGUUGUCCAGCAGCGCUCUGAGGCACAGCACUCGUCCGACUGCUCUAGCCUGGCUAAGCUCACAGAGCAACUUCAGGCCACACAGGGCAGGUAUCGGGAGCUGGAGGAGAAGCUUGAUUACCUGCAGAAGAGCUCAGCUCAGAGAGACAGAACUGAAGCCCUGCUCAAACAGAAGGACAAGGACUGUGCCCAGCUGGCCAAGGACUGCGAGGCCCUGAAAGCUCAGGCAACUUCCCUGCUAGGAGAACUACAGGAAAGACAAAGCUGGUUGGACAAAAGUGAGCAUGAACGCGUACUCCUGGAAGACAAAUUAAGCAGUAAAAUAAAGGCCCUGCAGGUGGCAGAGCGGGAGCUUGAACAGCAGAAGAAACAGCAUCAUGUAGCCAUGGACAAGCUGCUGCUGCAAACCCAGAGCUUGGAGCAGGCCCUGAAGUCAGAGAGACAUGUUGUCACUGAGGAGAAGAAAAAACUGACACAGCUACAGCAUGCAUACACGUGUCUCUUUAGAGACUAUGAUUCUAAACUGAAGAAUGAGGGUGGAGAUCUGUGCUGCCGACUGGAGGAGGCUGAGCGAGCGCUGGCCCUGAAGCAGGACCUGAUUGAUAAACUGAAGGAAGAGGUGGAGCAACAGAAAGGCUCCCUGGAAACAAUUCCUGUCCUUACUGCACAGGCUGAGAUCUACAAGGCAGAUUUCCUUGCUGAGCGAGAAGCCAGAGAGAAGUUAAACCAGAAAAAGGAGGAGCUGCAGGAGCAGCUGAAUCAGGCCUUGGCUGAGAAUGAGAGGCUUAAACAGGAAGCUACCGCACGUGCACGUAUGGAACAAAUGAAGAUGAGACACCUGGAUGACUUCUCUGCACGGCCCACACUCAUCCCCCCCCCACAAGGUGUGUUCCCCCCUUUCAACACGGUGCCCCCUGCUCCCUCAUUCCGUACUCCGGGAUUGGGACCAGUCGGUGAUCAAGGUCCAGUCGGAACUGAGGAGCUGCCGGAUUUAUGUUGUCCUAAGUGCCAGUACCUGGCUCCAGAUAUGGACACACUGCAGAUACAUGUAAUGGACUGUAUACAGUAACAUAAUCAUUAUUGCCCUGCACACCAUGACAACAACAUACAUAGAUAUGCAGUAUGUAUAGUCUGUUUAGAUUCAGUGUGUCUUCUCCCAUUUCUGGGUGCCCGCUGGAAAAACAUGUUUGGAUAGUUGCACCUUACUCUCGCUUUCUCUCUCAAACAAAUACACAUCCACAAACCUGAACACAAAUUCUGGAUCUUUCUGUUGAACAGUUCAGUAUGCUGGAAUUGAGACAGUUCAUGCCAAGGCAAUCUGAUGACAGUUUGAACAAGUGAAAGAAAAGCAAGAAAAUCAGCAUGAUAUUUCCCUGUAGCUCUAGUGUGGAUCCAGUCUCUGCUGUAGUUUUUCCCUUUCCACAAUCAUUAUAAUCAUUUCUGUUCUUAUGUUUCCCCUCAUACCUUUUCCUAUGCUUACUUUCCUCUGAGACAGCACUUUGAUGCACAUUUUCUUCAGUAUUUUUUAGAUUCAGUGAUUAGAUUCACAUGAUCCUCUAUCCCCCAUUUUCUUUGCUUCUUUGCUUCAAUGCUGUAGUGAUGACAGAGGAGCACACUACAUGCUGUGAAGUAAAUGUGUAUACUUGUAAUUCCAUCAGUCCAAAAGAUCAGUAAUUAUUAGACCUAAGGUGAUGAUAAGUUUAGAAGAAAAAAAAGAAGUGACAAUCCAGAUGUUAUACACAUGAUCAUGUGAAUAACAUAUUGAGCUUAAAAAAAAAUCUGAUAUGUUAUGGUUGUAAACGUAGCUGUCUGCAUUACCUCAGAACAUGUAUUAUGAUGUAUUAGAGAUGGAUUUACUCUUGUUGGAGGAAAAAAGUAACCAUUCUCUGUGUUCUGUGCCUGUGUACAUGACUGACUGCACCUCAUGCUAAACCCAGUCCUUAACCCAACAGCCCUUUUGUGACCCUUCUAUUGUCUUAGCUUUACCUGUUGCACCUAUUUAUCUAUCUGAAUGUAAGAUUUCUUCACAGUUUGUGUGGAUUUUAACUAAGUAUAGAAACAUUUGUGGAAAAAAUGCAUCAAACUGUUGGAGAUUCACAAAAUAAAUC